UCACACAUCCCUCAGGAACACUCAGACAGCCGCUGAGUGAAUCUCCCCUCGGACAGUUUCGCGGUUCAGAAACCAGCAAAGUUCACCGUUAAACAAGGAUCUCAGAGGAGGAGCAGCUGACAGCAUGGCCACUGCCGGCAUGUCCAGGGAAGAGGCUGAGGAGUACCAGAGGCAGCUGGUGGAGGAGAAGAUGGAGAGAGACGCAGAGUUCCUGGUGAGGAAGGCUGAGCGGGCCACACUGCGGACAUGUCUGAGGGACAAAUACAGAUUACCGAAGAGCGACCAGGACGAGAACCUGAUCCAGAUGGCCGGGGACGACAUCGACGUGCCCGAGGAGCUGGUGAAGAUGGUGGAUGGGGAAACAGCGGAGGAGGAGCACGACGACUCGAUCCUGGCUCAGGUGCAGAACCUGCAGAACAUGGACAUGAACCAGAUUAAGGAGAAGGCGUCAGCCACCAUGACGGAGCUGCGGACCAAGGCUGAGGAGAAGUGCUGCGUGAUGUGAGGAGACGACAGAUGAGACUGUACACGACCUCAGAUUAACAACACUAACUAGUUCUGAAGCCAUUAGUCGAUUAGUAGAUUAGUCAACUGGCAGAAAAUCAAUUGAAACUUUGAUAAUUGCAAUAUUCUUUUGGUCAUUUAUCAAGGAAAAAUCUCAAACACCUGCCAAUUCCAGGUUCACUAAAAUGCUAAGAUUUGCUUCCUUUUCCCCAUUCAUACAGCAUCAAUAUAACAUUGACAUUUUGUUUUUUUACUUUGUGUUUUUGGCUGCUCAGGAUAAGGCAGUAAUAUGGAGACAUCACUUUGGGCUGUGCUAAUUUUCAGUGAAGUAUUUGUCAUCAUUUGUGACACUUUAUAAACUGGAUUAUUAAUGCACUACACUAACCAAUAGAUCAAUCAAAGCUGCAGUCUGAAUGAGAGGCACUACAGUAUUAGUCCCUUAAUGCAAAAGAUUCUCUGUAAAUGGUUUAUAAAUGAUACUUGAACUAUCAACAACCAGCAACUAACUGACUGCCUAAGCCCGUCUGUGGAUUAUCUAUGCGGGGGCCUUUCCAAAUCCAAAUGAAGAUUAGCUUCAUGUUCAGGUCUCUAAUUAACUCUUCCUACUGCCUAAAUUUGUCAGUCUUAGUUUGGUUUAUCUAUCAAUAGAGACUUUCGUCUUAGUAGAAGGACUCCUAAUCUUUCUCGGGAAGAUGCAAGGAAGUGAGAAAAAAAAAACAGGAAGAAAAAGAAGACAUACCUUAAAAAGGACGAGCACAGAUUGGAUGACGUGUGUAUUCAUGGUUGCAGCGUCAUACGACGUGUUUCAUCUUCACAAGCUGAGAAGACUUGAAUGUAAUGGCUUUACACAGGAUUCUCUGAAAACCUCAUUAAAGCCUUUUUCACUGGACUGAACACAACUGGAUUUUGCUCUUGUGCCUGCUUGUUUGUUUAUGAUAAAUUAAAAAAUGGUCAUACCCA
Molecule: messenger RNA, 1464 nt
Organism: Myripristis murdjan (pinecone soldierfish)
Lineage: Eukaryota; Metazoa; Chordata; Actinopteri; Holocentriformes; Holocentridae
Gene: cplx4b
Product: complexin 4b
Exons: 3
Coding region: 125-505 (126 amino acids)
Biological process (GO): regulation of neurotransmitter secretion; neurotransmitter transport; synaptic vesicle exocytosis
Cellular component (GO): terminal bouton; SNARE complex
Molecular function (GO): syntaxin binding
Source: RefSeq, a predicted model, not a curated record